GUAUUUAGAAAAACUCUCGCCAGACUUGCUUCUUUCUGCCUCCGAUCGGAAUUAAAUCCGAAAUAUCUCUAGCUAUAAACGGAGAACCAGCAAAAAACAGUGUGGAACCUCCGCCAUUACAACUGCGCUCGGUGUGGAACAUCCUGGAAGUGGUCCCGAAGAUUGGUGUCGCAAAGACAGGAAGAAAGUCGCAACUCUUCCUUCCGAGGGCCUAAGAAAGAAGGGCCUCUUCCCUUGCGCGAAAGCAAUUUACGACGUGAAGUGAUUUUGAUUGUUUCGUGUCCCAGUGCAAGUUUUGCGGAAAAUCGGUGAUUUUACUUCCGUUUGUUGGAUUGGCGUUUCCAGUGCUAAACGGUAGUUACAUUUUUGCAUCGUUUCGGAAAUUGCAACGGGGAUCUUCGGGGUGGAAGUUGAGAAGUUUUGCGAUCCCCCUCCCCUCCUGUUUUUAGAGAUUAAGUAAAAUUCUUUUAUGUGAUUUUUGAGCUAUGCUCUAAGCCAGCCAAUCAGCGAAACAUGAGAACCAAAAAGACCACAAAACCGGCGCCGAUUCUUGCCUCGUCCUCGAGCGAAAACGGCAGCCCGGAGAAGGUCACAAAUAAUGAUCCUCCUGCUACCAACGGUACGGCAGAGGAAGAUCCUUCGGAUAGUGUCAUUUUAAUCGAGAAUGACUCUAUCAAUGUACCAGCCACAGAAAAUGGCAUUGCCAAUGAUAAAGAGAACGAUGAUGCUGGAAAUAGCUCAUCCAAUGAGGAUAAACCGGCGGAGGAUGAACCUGAGGGAAAAGAAGAUACCGGAAAAGCCAAGAAACCGCCCGUUAAAGUUAUUCGGCUAGUUUCGAUUGAGAAAUUGAUGAGGCCAAGCCUCCUACCAACCGUCAAUGUUGAAGAUUCGAACAAAAGAUCAGUUCUCAAGACCAAUUCGGUCGAUAAGCCCAGCAGCAAGCGAUCGAAAAAUGCCAGCGUGAUCGAAAUCAGCGACACCGACGAAGACGAAGAUGAUGUUCCUUUGUCGAAGAAGGUCAAGAUAGAAGACGACUUUGUUCAGAACUUGUCCAGUGAUGACGAAAUAGUUCCGGUGAAGAAGAAACUUGUCCAUAAGCCAAAGAAGGCGGGCAAGAUAGUGAUUGACGAUGAUGAGGAAGAUGAACCUUUAGCAAAACGACAGAACUCGACAGUCAAGUCUAGCAAGAGCAAGCAGAAGCAAGCAAACGUUCCAGACGGCUGCAAGAAUUUCAAGGUGCGGGUACAGAAGCUACCGGCGGACCUGAAGUCGUUUAUAAAAGACCACAGUUUAAGCAGUAUCCUCGAUCAGAGAAAUCAAGAGAUAACUGCGUUCAAAUCGAACACAAACUACUAUGGCGAAUUGGACCGUCGGAGGAAGACGGGUGGGGCAGAAUCAAGCAAGUCAAAGGCGAAAGGUGACAAGAAGGGCGACGGCAAAAAUCAAGUUAUUCUGUCGAGUGAAAGUGAUAAUAACGACUCGGACGAACCAAUCGCGAGCAUUAUCUCUAAAUCAGACAACAUUCCCAAAAAUAAAACCAUGUCCAAGAGAGGGGCUCGUUCCCGACGUCAGUUAAGCGAAAGCGAAGACGACGAAGGAAGCGAUGAGGAUUUCGAGGUGAAGUCCAGUAAGGCGAAACCGAAGGAAUUGGAGAAGAAACCUCGGGGAAGGGGUAGACCUCGCAAAAAGGUGUCCUCGGAAGAAGAGGAGGAAGAAGAGAAGAGUGGCAGUGAAUCGGAUGAUUUCGAAGAGGAGAAGCCUCAGCCGAAGAAGAAACGAUCGCGAAUCAAGAAGAACUCGUCUUCGUCGUCGGAUGAAGAUGGUGGCGACAAGAAAAAGCGCAAACGCAGCAAAAAGAACUCCGGCAGUGAAGACGAAGAUGAUUCGCCUACAAAAGGGCGAAAGAACAUCCGUAAGUUGUUGAAAAAGUCUGCCUUGGAGCAGACGACAAAAGAGGCUGAACAGGAAGAGAAGGAGCGCAAGCAGCGAAUCGCCGAGCGGCAAAAAAUGUACAACCAAGUAUACGACGAGAAACCUGAGGAGGUGAAGGAGAUUAAGCAACUGGUACUGGACUUUGACGAGGAAUCCAAGGAACCACUUUUGCAAGUGGACGAGAAGCUGGUGAAGAAGCUAAAGCCGCAUCAAGCGAACGGCAUUAAGUUUAUGUUUGAUGCCUGUUUUGAGAGUUUGGAACGGGCCCGCGACAGUAAGGGAUCUGGUUGCAUUUUGGCCCAUUGCAUGGGUCUGGGAAAGACCCUUCAAGUGGUAACGUUGUCUCACACUCUGCUCGCUAACAGUGAAGUCACCGGAGUCGAACGGAUAUUGGUAGUCUGCCCUUUGUCCACGGUGCUCAAUUGGGUCAAUGAAUUCCGGAUUUGGAUGAAGCACGUCAAGAAGGGAACCGAGGUGGAAGUGUACGAAAUCUCAAAAUACAAGAACAACGUUAUUCGCGCCAAUCAGCUGAUGGAAUGGCACAACGAGGGUGGUGUCAUGAUCCUGGGGUACGACAUGUUCCGAAACCUAUCGAAUCAGACAACCGGUCGGAUUAGGAAAAAGGUUCGAGAAUCGCUGCAAACGUCAUUGAUCGAUCCCGGUCCGGAUCUAAUUAUUUGCGACGAAGGUCAUCUGCUGAAGAAUGAGAAAACGUCACUAUCGAAAGCGGUCAACAGAAUCAGAACCUUGCGGAGAAUCGUAUUGACCGGAACGCCUAUUCAGAACAACAUGAAAGAAUACUACUGUAUGGUGCAGUUCGUGAAGCCCAAACUUCUCGGAACGUACAACGAAUACAUGAACCGCUUUGUGAAUCCCAUCACGAAUGGACAGUACACCGAUUCGACACCGUACGAUAUUCAGCUGAUGAGAAAACGAGCUCACGUGUUGCACAAACUGCUGGAUGGAUGCGUGCAACGGCGGGAUUACGCGGUGCUGGCUCCGUUCUUGCCCCCGAAGCUCGAGUUUGUAGUGUCGAUCAGACUGACCCCGUUGCAGUGCACGCUUUAUAAGUAUUAUAUGGAGACGCAAGCCCGCAAGCAAAACAAUGAGGAAAGCAAACGGGCUUCGGUUUUGUUCUCCGAUUUCCAGAAUUUGCAGCGAAUCUGGACGCAUCCGCGCGUUCUUCGUUACAACAGCGAUCGCUAUGAGUACAUGCAGCAGAAGAAGCGUGAUAUGAUGUCCGACGAUGAGUCGAUCGGUUCGAUGAAAGACUUCUUGGACGACGAAGAUAGCGAAGCUGAAGACACGCCCUCGGAUUCGGAAUCGGAAUCGAGCUCGGGCAGCAGUGACGAUAGCGAUGGCAGCCACAAGAAGAGCAAAAAAUCGAAAAAGAAGGCCGACAAAAAGUCCUCGUCAGCUGAUGCUGCUGCUGCGGCCUCUCGGCGAACCCGUAACAAUCCGGAUGUAGAAGAGGAAGAUCUUCCAGAUGUCCAAGAGCAGAAAAAUGAAAACCCCACCGAGUGGUGGAUGUCUAUGGUUCCCGAGGAGGAGCUGGAUAACCUGGAACAUUCGGGAAAACUGCAGGUGCUGUUUGAAAUCCUUAAGGAAUGUGAAGCCAUCGGUGAUAAGCUGCUGGUCUUUUCGCAAUCUCUCUACUCGCUCGAUGUGAUUGAGCACUUCCUGUCUCUGGUAGAUGAUAAUACCCAAAAGGAUGACGAGGAACGGGAUAGCAAACUCGAUAAAUACCAGGGCUCAUGGACGUUGGGAUUGGACUACUUCCGAUUGGAUGGUUCCACAGCCAUCGAGAGUCGAAACGCUGCAUGCAAAGUGUUUAAUGAUGAUAGUAACCACCGCGCUAGGUUGUUCCUUAUUUCCACAAGAGCAGGAGGACUGGGCAUCAAUCUCGUGGCAGCAAAUCGCGUUAUAAUUUUUGAUGUUUCGUGGAACCCUUCCCAUGAUAUUCAGAGCAUAUUCCGAGUGUAUCGGUUUGGUCAGAUCAAACCUUGCUAUAUCUACCGGUUUCUAGCUAUGGGUACAAUGGAAGAGAAGAUCUACGAGCGGCAAGUUACUAAGCAGGCUAUUUCGAAGCGUGUUAUCGACGAACAGCAGAUCGAUCGGCAUUACAAGGAAAAUGAUCUGCAAGAGUUGUACCGCUAUGACAACAUAGAACCAGAAGAGGAUCGUCCGGUGCCGAAUCUGCCCAAGGAUCGGUUAUUUGCCGAGCUGUUGAAAAAGUAUGAGAAGCUACUCUACAAAUAUCACGAGCACGAUUCGCUCCUGGAGAACAAAGAAGAAGAAACGUUGAAUGAGGAGGAACGCAAGGCCGCUUGGGAGGAGUUUGAGCAGGAGAAGAAUCGUCCGCCUGUUACCAAUUACGGUAUGGGUGGCUACGGAGGCAUGGGUAUGGGCAUGGGAAUGAAUAUGGGGAUGGGGCGAGCGAAUGGUCCUGUUACUUCCAGCAACAUUUUCGGCUUCAGAACAGAUGUUCUGCUUAAGCUCCUGAAUAUGAAAGCACGACAGGAUAAUCCCAGCUUCAACGAGACCAGUAUCGCUGCUAUGAUUCCAUACCUGAUGCAGGAACUCGUCCGGCAGAUGAAAGAUGGUGAUCUAUCGAUGUACAAAAGUUUGACCGAUUUGUACUACCAACUUGAGGCACCGCAGAAUAUGUACUCCAAUAUGGGUUACAACCAAAUGAUGAUGCAACCGCAGCAGGUUCCAAUGAUGCAGCAACAGCAUAUGCAACGGCCAAUGGUGGCCAAUAAUGUUAACCAUCCGGGCGCUGCGAACAGCGGUGCGUAUUCGAUGGAUCAAAUUCGGUACCUCCGACAGCAGGAGCAGCUGCGUUACCUUCAAAUGAAUGAAGCUAGCAGCAGCGGAGCGAACCGAGGCACGAUCAUCAGCGAAGCACAAAAACGAUUCAUGAAUAACCCCGUGGAAAUAGUGGAACUAGAUUAAGCUGAAACUCCCUGAUGUACGUGGCAGUAGCUGAAGAGCUGAAAGCAGUGACAGGUGCUUAGCUUUACAGAGAGCUACAGAGUAAUAGCAACGAAAGAAGACAAUAAUCGAAUUCACCGUGAAUAUGGAAAUGUAUCGUGUUCAUAGAUAGUGACGAUCAAGCUGCAGAGACCUACCGAAGAAUAGGUUUUUCGGCAAAACUAAUUAGGCUGAUGCACGCAGCGCUGGAUGGCUCAAAAUCGAGAAUAGCAGACAAAGAGGUUGUCAUUUUCAUAAGUAUGAGAAAGCAUGAAUAGCCUUGCCAAACAACUCCAUGACGAAGUAAAUGGUUUCAGGAACACACAAGGGCGCGACGGUGUUUGCAGUUGUUCAAGAUCUUGUUUACCUUGGAGGAAUGAAAAGGAAAGCAUCUUGAAGCGCGAAUAUAAG
This is a messenger RNA of Aedes aegypti (yellow fever mosquito), 5316 nucleotides long. RefSeq names its product transcriptional regulator ATRX homolog. The transcript is spliced from 16 exons. Lineage: Eukaryota; Metazoa; Arthropoda; Insecta; Diptera; Culicidae. The record is from RefSeq and is a predicted model, not a curated record. Gene Ontology annotation, cellular component: nucleus. The coding region runs from base 514 to 4887 and encodes 1457 amino acids. Gene Ontology annotation, molecular function: ATP binding; ATP-dependent chromatin remodeler activity; ATP hydrolysis activity.